Molecule: messenger RNA, 2706 nt
Organism: Poecilia reticulata (guppy)
Lineage: Eukaryota; Metazoa; Chordata; Actinopteri; Cyprinodontiformes; Poeciliidae
Gene: notum2
Product: notum pectinacetylesterase 2
Biological process (GO): protein depalmitoleylation; negative regulation of canonical Wnt signaling pathway
Molecular function (GO): palmitoleyl hydrolase activity
Source: RefSeq, a predicted model, not a curated record
UCAGGUGGUGCCUCUAUAAAGCUCAUCACUGAUUUGCAGGAUUCAUCAAUACUUGGCUAGGACUCCCAUCACUUCUCAUGACCGGCAUCUUCAUCUCAGUCCUGGUUAGAGAUCACUGAGUUUCUGACUUCUUCCUCUGCAGCAGCAGCAGCAGCAGCACCGGCCCUCACAAGGAACCUCUGCAGCAACCUUCUAGGCUGACAUGAAGAUACUUGGCCGUGUGACCUUCUUCCUUCUGCUCGGGGGAAUAUUUGCUCAGAGCAGCCGUAAUGCUAAAGUGAGUGGGAAAUCCGCCAAGAGAGGUGGUGGUGGUGUUGCCCAAGCAGGCGAUGCCGGCCAGUCCACCCCGACGGCCGACGCUUCUCAAGGGAGCAGCAGGAACUCCGGGAGGUCAGCUGACUCGAGGCAGGACAGCACUGCAGGAAGUCGUGCAGCUGGACAACAGACGGACGAGAUGAGGCUGCAGUUCCUUCGGAGCGCCCAGGUGACAUGCAAUGAUGGAUCAGCGUCUGGGUUCUACCUAAAAGAGUUCAGAGGAAGCCGCAGAUGGCUGUUAUUUCUGGAAGGUGGCUGGUGCUGCUACAGCAAAGAGACCUGUGAUUCCAGGUACCAAAAUAUCCCCCGCCUAAUGAGCUCAUCGGGGUGGCCCCAAACUAAAAGAGGGACUGGAAUAUUGUCGUCCCAAGCAGAGGAAAACCCCCACUGGCAUAAUGCAAAUCUUGUAUUCAUCCCAUACUGUUCCAGCGACGUAUGGAGCGGCACGGGCCCUGCUCCGACUCCCGCUCCAAGAACAAGACAAGGAAAAGAUAAAGUGAAAGACAGAAGCACAAAUGCAACUGAGUAUUCUUUCAUGGGAUCCCUUAUCAUCCGGGAGGUCAUCAAAGACCUCAUUCCCAAAGGAAUCAAGCAGGCCAAGGUUGUCAUGCUGGCUGGCACCAGUGCUGGCGCGACAGGUGUUUUGCUCAACAUUGAGAGGGUCGCCAGCCAGCUGGAGCAGCUAGGUACCGAGGCUCAGGUACGCGGCCUGGUGGACUCUGGAUGGUUUCUGGAGAGCAAGCAGCAGCGGUCCCCCAACUGCCCAGCGACUGUUUCCUGCACACCUGAAGAUGCUAUCAAAAUAGGACUCAGGAUGUGGAACGGGGUUGUUCCGGAAAGGUGUCGGCAGCUCUACAAGAGAGGGGAGGAAUGGCAGUGCUUCUUUGGUCACAGACUGUACUCUACUUUGACCUCUCCACUCUUCAUUGUGCAGUGGCUGUUUGAUGAGGAGCAGCUGAGAGUGGAAAACAUCUACAUGGGCGGUCAGAGUCUGUCUGAGGAACAGUGGCAGUACAUCCAGAAUCUGGGUUUAGAAAUCAAAAACUCCCUGACAGAUGUGACGGCUGUAUUUGCUCCAUCUUGCCUCUCACACACAGUGAUCACCAAAAGCAACUGGAUGAGUUUCCAGGUGAAAGGCACAUCUUUGCCACGGGCUCUCCACUGCUGGGACAGAAGUCUGGAGGCAAUUCGCAACAACAGAACCCCGUCUAAAGGCUGCCCUUUCCACCUGGUGGACACCUGCCAGUGGCCUCAGUGUAACCCCACCUGUCCAGCUUUGGUGGACCAGGCCACCCAGCAGGAGCUUACUUUGCUCCAGAUGCUGGUCGCCAUGGGCCUUGACCCACAGAGGCUCGGCCUGGAUCCCGAGGGAGAAGGAGAUUCUCUGGUCAGCAUGGCCAAUAACGGUGGCUAAGUAAAAGAAAAAAAAAAAAACAGAGGGGAAGACAAAAUUUAAUGAAACAUAAAAGUGUUUGAAAUUUAAUGUAACCGUAGAAAUGCUUUUACAAAUCUGGUUACGAUAUGCUGUCCUGUUUAGCAUUCCAUAAUGCUCCUCAUCUGUGACUCGACUGGUUGGUAUGUUGCAGUGUUCUGGGUGUGUGUUGUUUACUGGGCCCUCUACUGGUCACAAGAGGGAAGAGCUUAGCAUCGAAAGUAUUCCAGCUAUCCAGGUCACAGUGGUUUGACCUUUUCCAGAUGUCUGGACAUAACCUAAAACACACUUUCAUCCCAAAGCCCUCUAACAUCCAGCAUCAUAGUACGAGCCUGUUAGUAGAGUUUUAACACACAAAAGUUCACAUCAAUGUCAGAGGCACAGCUCUAUUAUUUAAAUGAUAUACACUUCCAUCAGAUCGAAAAUACUAAUAAAUCUAAUAAUGUAAUCCAGCAAACUAUUCACACACGCACGCACGCACGCACACACACACACAAAUAGAAAACACCACAAAAUUUUGUGCACAAGCAGUCUGCUGAUUUUUGAUUGACUUUGAUUAUUUUUUAGCAACUGAUGUAAUACUAACUUAUUUAUAUAUACUUUUACGUUUAUGUGUUCUUUGCAUGCCAAAAUAAAAGUGUUAUGAGUUACUGAUGUGUUUUCUUUGAAGUCACUGCUCUUCUAUAUUUAAUCAUUCAGUUUAUUCUAAUCUGUGAAGUAACAGUGCAAUUUGUAACAUGUUGACGCCGUGGUGAUUCACCGCUCAGUUGUUAUGACUCAUUUUGCUGCCAUGCAAAUUACCAACUACUACCUUCCUGUCAAUAAUUGCUGUCAAACAUAUUAUAUAAUAUUUCUUUUUUUUCAUUUCAUUUAUGGACAGAUGGUUUAUUUCCAAGUCACUGCUUUAGUAAAGUCAACUGAUGUACAUGUUGAAAUAAAAAAUACAAUUUUGAACCCUC